Encephalitozoon hellem ATCC 50504 is the source of this 897-nucleotide messenger RNA. RefSeq lists its product as uncharacterized. The transcript has a single exon. Lineage: Eukaryota; Fungi; Microsporidia; Unikaryonidae. The record is from RefSeq and is a predicted model, not a curated record. Bases 1 to 897 code for a protein of 298 amino acids.
AUGCUAUCUGAAAGCUCCACAGCAAGAGCUCACUCAUCCUAUCCCGAAAUGUAUAAUUACCCAUUUUUUGUACUAUUCACCCUCUUUCCACCCACAAUGAACGUCAAUAUAAAUGUUUCGCAAUUAGAUCUAACUGACAAGCAUACAAAAGAACGCAAAGUGAAGCUAGACUGUUGGGACAUCAUACAAAUAUGUGCUGCACCGAUAUCCAUCAUCCUCCCAAUCAUCACUUACUUACUACUAGAAGAAGAUACUAUCCGGUAUAACACACUUCCUCAGCUUGCCAUAGUCCUUCCCCCUUUCCUAUACUCGGGAAUACAGUACUUUGUUUUAUUCAAUAACAACAGAAAGGAAGAAUGUGAGUCUCUAUCUACACUCAAGUCUGCCCUAGCCUUCCUCCUCAACACUCUCCUUCUUCUAUUCUCAAUCAUUUCGUUCCUCUCAAUCAUUGCACUUCUCAUUGAUAAAUGGGACAAAGAUUCCAAAAUUAUCUUUUCUAUAGUGCUACCUCCUUUGCUCGCUCCUACUUACUUACUCUCCACCUCCUGUAGUCUUGCUCAGUCCAACUUUCACUACACAACUGCCAACACCGUCGACAUCCUUCUUGAUCUGCUGAUUCUCUUGUCCAUUCCAGCACCAUUCAUCGCCUGUAUCGUCUUUAACAUUGAUGAAAAUGCCUGGAUGCUUUGCUUUACCGUCAUUCUUGCCAUUCUCACUCUGAUCAGGUCGUGGAAAGAGAAGUACUUUCCAUCUGCAAAGUAUGACAGUCCAACCAGGCUAUGGAGAGUAGCCAUCCCUGUCAUCAUACUAGUCAUCGCUAUAAUCGCCUACGGUUUUAUGGCGAUUUUGUCUUUAUUAAUCUUACAUAAUGAACUCCCCAGCCUUUUCGAAUCUUAA